AUGCUGAAGCGGCUGAGGCUGCAGUGCAUAGAAUACAUCAUGGCAAACACGGGAUGGAAGAAGCACAACAUCAUGGCAUACAUCCAUUACCUCCCGAGCGUGUUCCAGCUGCACAUCCACUUCUGCGCACCCUACGGCUCCUACACCACCCUCGAUGUCAUCAAGGUCCACCCGCUCGACACCGUCAUCUCCAACCUGCAGAACGACAGCGAGUACUACCGCAAGGCCACCCUCACCACCGUCGUCGUCGGGAACGGAACACUGCUCGGGGUCUACGGCCUAAGUGCCAUCAGGAAUGACUUUCGGAAUGUGGAGGGACCGGAAAUAGAGCCCAUCCAGUGGCGGGAUUUCUUUGUGAAUCUCCGAUUCCAACAGUUCGUGGACAGUGUGAACAAUCAAGCUUCCAAACGGUUCACUCUUCCUAUCGACCAGUAUGUCAUCCUGUGCACCGUGCUCGACGUGGCUGACAUUGAUGAUGUUCCCGACUCCUUCUGGCUGACUCUGCGGGGCAAAUUGCAAGCCUUCCACCUCGACUACCGCAUCGAACACAUCAAGAUGUACGAAGAGGAGAUGCUAUAUUGGACCAAGAAGGCCCAAGACCCAUGGUAUGUCAGAUACUUCAAUGCGGAAAAGGAGGCUGAAGAAAUGAAGACUGAGCUGAUCGACGCCUGGAAAACCUUCCAGUCGCACCUCCGCUUCCUUCUGCAGAAAAGCCAGGAGAGCCAUGCCGCCAACAUCGCGAGACAGAAGCGCCAGGCCAAGCACACGAUCCACAAGCACAUCAAGAAGCAGAAAACCGGCAAUUAG
Guillardia theta CCMP2712 is the source of this 807-nucleotide messenger RNA. RefSeq lists its product as hypothetical. The transcript has 2 exons. The coding region runs from base 1 to 807 and encodes 268 amino acids. The record is from RefSeq and is a predicted model, not a curated record. Gene Ontology annotation, cellular component: nucleus; P-body. Gene Ontology annotation, molecular function: hydrolase activity; RNA 7-methylguanosine cap binding. NCBI's taxonomy places the organism in Eukaryota, Cryptophyceae, Pyrenomonadales, Geminigeraceae. Gene Ontology annotation, biological process: deadenylation-dependent decapping of nuclear-transcribed mRNA.